AUGGAAAAUUACAUUAAUAGUAAUAGUAAUAGUAUUAGCGACAAUGAUAAUAGAGUUAACAAUUUAUUUUUUAAAAUAUUCAGAAAUCAAUAUUUAAGAUCAAUUAUUAACAAACAUAUAAAUUUAUUCAAUUUAAAUAGUUGUUUAGUUGUAGUAAAAACAAGGGAGGAAUUAAUAAACCACCCAUACUGGAGCUAUAUUACAAAUUUACAUAUCAACUAUCAAGAUUAUAGACGAAUAGUAACUACAGCUAGAGCUACCUAUAAGAUCAAAGAGCUAAUAGAAAAAAAUAGAGAACCAUUCCAAGAUCUUUUAGCAGGCGAUCUACCUUUGUUUUUAGAAAAAUUAAAAUUUGGUGAUUUAUUAAAUAGAGAAAUUGCAAUAGAUGUCAUUCCGCAAAGUGUAAAGUCUAUAGAGUUUGGGUCAAUCUUUGAUCAAACCUUUCAGCCUGGGGUAUUGCCAUUGGGUAUUGAAAAGCUAGUACUAAAAGGAAGAUAUAACAAACCAUUCAAACCAUUGUGCCUACCUGAGUCGCUUAGAAUAUUACAAAUUACUGGUGACUAUGACCAACAUUUUACCAAAAACUCUCUUCCAAAUUCAUUAGAGCAGCUAAAAAUAGUUGGUAAAUUCAACAGACCAAUCGAACCCUAUACGUUACCGCAAUCAUUGAAGACUCUGGCACUUGGAACAGCAUAUUCAGAUUUUAACCAACCAUUAUCAAAAGAUAGCUUACCAGAUUCAAUUCAAACUUUAACAAUUGGAGACCGUUUUAAUAAAACUAUCAAAUCAGAAGCACCAUUUUCAAUUAAAAAACUUUCACUUGGAAAUCAAACCUUAGUUAAAGGAUCUUUACCAGCCACUCUUACCGAUCUUACAUUCAACCAUCAACAUUAUAAUAAAAUAUCACCCAAUGUUGAUACUUUUCCUAAAUCUCUCACCUCUAUCGAAUUUUCUGAAUCGUUUAAUGAACCUUUACUGCCCGAUAUUCUACCUCCUUCAUUAACCCGUGUUUGUUUUGGAAGGAAUUUCGACCAGCCCUUUACUUUGGGUGUUCUACCACAAGGUCUUAAAAAAAUGGUACUUGGUGAUGGGUACAAACAUUCAAUCCCACCAGGCUCUAUUCCACUCUCAGUAACCAAAAUCAAAUUCUCUGAGCAAUGUAGAGCACCAUUUCAAAUCGGUUCAAUCCCUAAAUCAGUUAAAACCCUAAGUUUAGGUAGAUCAACCAUCACCCAAGGUAUCAUUCCAAAUAGUGUAACAAAAUUAUUCAUCUACAAUAUUACAGAAAACAUUGAACCCAAUUUGAUACCAUCAUCAGUUAAAAUCCUUUCUUUUGGUUUUUUAUUUAAGGAAACUCUGCCCAAAGGCUUCAUUCCUUCAAGUGUGGAAAAACUAAGUUUUGACAAUUAUGGCGAUUUAAUGUUUUUAGACGAAUCUAUUCCAAAUAGUGUUACUGAUUUAACUAUAAGUAAUUCCAAAAUAUCCAAUGGUACAAUUCCAAAUUCUGUUAAAAAGCUUUGCCUUAGCCACUCAUUUCGACAUCAACUUGUUGUUGGAUGUAUCCCAUCUAGUGUAACCGAACUCACUUUGGGCUUUUUCUAUUCCCAUCCAAUAGAACCCCAUGUAUUACCAUCCUCACUUCAAAAGCUAACACUAGGCAAUGAAUUUAAGCAUUCAUUGAUUCAAGAUAAUGUUUUACCAGACUCUUUAAAAUAUCUAAAAUUUCAUAAAGCUUCACCGUUCGACCCUAAACUUUUGUCCGAUUCAACUUUAUUAUUUUGUACAGUGGCCGUAAAAGAAGAAAAUAAUAUUUUUCAAUAUAACUCUAUCCAAUAA
Molecule: messenger RNA, 1836 nt
Organism: Dictyostelium purpureum
Lineage: Eukaryota; Evosea; Eumycetozoa; Dictyosteliales; Dictyosteliaceae
Exons: 2
Coding region: 1-1836 (611 amino acids)
Source: RefSeq, a predicted model, not a curated record